AUGAGAGUAGCCCAGGGCAUUGUGGGUGGGCCCUGGGCCAUCGGAGGAAAAUCUGAGCUGGGCAGUGCAGCAGCGCAGCGGUCUGUCGUUUGGGGUUUCAACAGUUCAGCUGAUGGUGUUCAGGGCGUCCCUGUUGAGUUUAUAAGUGUUAUGACACGGGGGAUGGACGUCGGGGAGCAGCUUGGUGGUUUAGGACCAAUCCACCUGGAGCUGAGGAGCCGGACCCCGGCAGCAGUUUGAGAACUUAUCCUGGAUAAUUGCGAAGCAAAUGAUGGGAAAAUUGGGGGGUUAACGGAUGAAUUCGUGAGCCUAGAGUUCUUCGGUUUAAUAAGUGUAGGCUUGUUUUCAGUUUCAAGUCUCCCUGCACUACCUAUAUUGAAAAAGCUUGAGCUCAGCAAUAAUAGAAUCUCUGGAGGUCAGGACAGACUAGCAGAAGAACUUCCAAGUCGCACACAUCUGAACCUAAGUGGAAAUAAGCUGAAAGAUAUCAGUACCUUGGAACCUUUGAAAAAAUUGGAUUGUCUGAAAAGCCUGGAUCUCUUUGGCUGUGAGGUCAUUAACCUGAACGAUUACCAAGAGAGUGUCUUUAGGCGCCUGCCCCAGCCAUCCUAUCUGAAUGGCUGUGACCCAGAGGACCAGGAAGCCCCUGACUCAGAUGCGGAGAUGGAUGGUGUGGACAAAGAAGAAGCGGGUGAAGAGGAAGAGGAGGAUGGUGAAGAGGAGGAGGAGGAUGAAGAAGAGAAUGAAAAUGAAGAUGUAGAAGGAGAAGACGAUGAAGUCAGUGGGGAGGAAGAAGAAUUUGGACAUGAUGGAGAAGUUGAUGAAGAUGAAGAAGAGGAGGAUGAAGAGGAAGAAAGUGGGAAAGGUGAAAAGAGAAAGAGGGAAACAGACGAUGAAGGAGAAGAUGAUCGAGGCCCAAAACAAUCUGCAAGAACCAGAACUGUUGAGUCUGUAGAAAUGGUUCAGAAAUCAAGAGUACUUUCUGCUCUUAUAGAGGACCUGCGCUCAGAUCCUAACACCCAUGUGAGAUUACCAAAAGCACCUGGAAAUCCACUUUCGGGGGCUCUGAGGCCCUCUUUUGACCUCCACAGGCAUUUGCACACUUGUGAGGGUCCAAGGUCAAUUUCCAGCGUUUGUAUUGAGCAGCUUGCAGCCACUAGAGUUCUAGGGGAUCUGGAUACCUCUCACCACCGCAGGCACCUGCACUCACGUGAAUGUGCCAACAUGAUUGAAAGAGAAUAA
This is a messenger RNA of Arvicola amphibius (Eurasian water vole), 1242 nucleotides long. RefSeq names its product acidic leucine-rich nuclear phosphoprotein 32 family member B-like. Gene Ontology annotation, molecular function: histone binding. Gene Ontology annotation, cellular component: nucleus. Gene Ontology annotation, biological process: regulation of apoptotic process. NCBI's taxonomy places the organism in Eukaryota, Metazoa, Chordata, Mammalia, Rodentia, Cricetidae. The record is from RefSeq and is a predicted model, not a curated record.